UGUGUUUUUUCAAUUUUAUUCAAUAUAAUUAACAUUUCAAUUAAAUGCAUCAACAAACUAUAGGGACAUAAGAUUUCACGAUCAUCCCUAAUCCCCGUAUUUAUCGGGGACUCUUUUAGAGGGGUAAUAAUAAAAGAACAGCUUCAAAAUGAUGCACAGAAGAGGAGGUAAACGAAUACGCAUGGAUGAUCCAGUACCUCCAGAGUAUGAAGCACCAAUGACUCCAAUGACUCCCAUGAAUGACAAUUCAGGGGGUGAAGCACAUGAAUCUUAUUCUACUUAUGCACCAUAUAGCCAGGCACCUCAAACACCUAUACAUAAUCCAACUCCUGAACAUUAUUCAUCAGAAAGCUAUAGCUCUCCAGGUACAUCACAGCCACAAUAUCAGGAACAAACAAGUUUUGAAAAUCAGACCCAAUUUGAACAACCUAUGACACCAGCAACUCCAACUAAUAUGAGGAUCACAAGGAAUACACGUGCUAGAUUACGUGGAGGACCAAUACAACAACCAAAGUAUAAAGAAAUAGAUACAGAUUACAUUCCAACUACAAGUACUAGAGGAAGAGGAGGUGGUGGACGUGGACGUGGAAAACGUACACAUCAUUCACAUAGUUUAGAAGAUGAAGCUAGUCUUUAUUACGUCAUUAGAAACAAUCGAUCUUCAUUAACUGUAUGUUAACUAUGUUUAAACAAAUUUAAAAGUAAUAGAGAAAACGCUCUUCUUAUGUUAAUGCAAUUUUUUAUUAAUGCAAGUGGGUGUAAAGGUCGCAUUACGUCUGAGAUGCAAGCAACAAUGGAACAUGUGGCAAUUAUUCGUAAAAUGACUGAAGAAUUUGAUGAAGAAAGUGGAGAAUAUCCAUUGAUAAUGACUGGUCAACAAUGGAAAAAAUUUCGUGCAAAUUUUUGUGAAUUUGUUCAAAUCUUAGUUCGACAAUGUCAGUACUCAAUCAUCUAUGAUCAGUUUUUGAUGGAUAAUGUAAUUUCAUUAUUAACUGGUCUUUCGGAUUCACAAGUAAGAGCUUUCAGGCAUACUGCUACACUAGCUGCUAUGAAACUUAUGACUGCACUUGUAGAUGUUGCUCUCACUGUAUCAAUAAAUUUGGAUAAUACACAACGGCAAUAUGAAGCUGAAAGGCAGAAAGCUAGAGAAAAAAGAGCUGCAGAUAGAUUAGAAUCAUUAAUGGCAAAACGAAAAGAACUUGAAGAAAAUAUGGAUGAGAUAAAAAAUAUGCUCACAUAUAUGUUCAAAUCAGUAUUUGUACAUCGCUAUAGAGAUACAUUGCCAGAAAUUCGAGCAAUUUGUAUGGCAGAAAUAGGUGUAUGGAUGAAGAAAUUUCAUCAAAACUUUUUAGAUGAUUCUUAUUUAAAAUACAUAGGUUGGACAUUACAUGAUAAAGUUGGCGAAGUUCGAUUAAAAUGUCUUCAAGCAUUACAACCAUUAUAUGCAUCAGAAGAAUUGAAAACUAAACUUGAACUUUUCACAAGUAAAUUUAAAGAUAGAAUUGUUGCAAUGACAUUGGAUAAAGAAUAUGAUGUAGCAGUACAAGCUGUUAAGCUUGUUAUUUCAAUUUUAAAACAUCACAGAGAAAUUCUUACUGACAAAGAUUGUGAACAUGUAUAUGAACUUGUUUAUUCAUCUCACCGUGCUGUCGCGCAAGCUGCAGGUGAAUUUUUAAAUGAACGUUUAUUUCGCCCGGAUGAUGAAGCAGUAGCAGGUGUAAAAACUAAACGUGGAAAGAAGCGUUUACCAAACACUCCACUUAUUCGAGAUCUUGUUUUAUUUUUUAUUGAAUCCGAACUUCACGAACACGGAGCAUAUUUGGUAGAUUCUUUGAUAGAAACAAAUCAGAUGAUGAAAGAUUGGGAAUGUAUGACAGACUUGUUACUAGAAGAGGCUGGACCUGAAGAAGAAGCUUUAGAUAACCAAAAAGAGACGUCUUUGAUUGAAUUAAUGGUUUGUUGUAUAAAACAAGCUGCUACAGGUGAAGCUCCAGUUGGUCGAGGACCAACUAGAAAAAUUUUAUCAGCAAAAGAAAUGAAGCAAGUUCAUGAUGAUAAACAACGGUUGACAGAACAUUUUAUUCAAACACUACCUCUGUUACUUGAUAAAUAUAGAGCAGAUCCUGAAAAACUUGCAAAUUUACUUGCUAUUCCUCAAUAUUUUGAUUUGGAUAUUUAUACAAAGUCUCGACAAGAGCAAAAUUUAGAUUCGUUAUUGAAUAAAAUUCAUACAAUUGUAGAAAAAAUGCACGACACUGAAGUUCUAGAUACAGCUGCAAAAACAUUGGAACAUAUGUGUAUAGAAGGACACGCUAUUUUUACUAGAUGUGAUGUAGCACGCUCAACAUUAAUUGAUUCCAUUGUAAAUAAAUAUAAAGAAGCUAUUGAUGAAUAUAGAAAUUUAAUAGAGGGAAACGAAGAACCAGAUGAAGAUGAAAUUUUCAAUGUUGUACAAUCUUUAAAAAAAGUUUCAAUAUUCUAUUCCUGUCAUAAUAUGAAUCCAUGGGGCAUAUGGGAUUCUUUGUAUAAAGAUAUUGAAGAUGCCAAAGAUCCAUCUAAAUGUCUACCACACGAGGCAGUUAAAUAUUGCAUAAGUGCGUGCUUUUUUUCGAUUUUGUGGGGACAAAAUCACCUUAUGGAAACUGCAGAUUCUGGAAAUCGAGGUGAAGAUGAAUGUCGUCAAUUAAAAGAACGAUUACACUCUUUUAUGGGCUCUAUGCGUUAUUUUGUUAGUGGUGACGUAAACGGCACGCCUUCUCCACCCAUUUUAAGAGAGGAAGCAUACAAUACAAUAUGUGAUUUAUUGGUAGUAUUUUGUAAUCAAUUAACAACACAUUCUAAUCCUUUAAUGCACCAGUUAGUAUAUGAACCAGAUCAAGCAAUGCAAAAUAUGCUUAAUCGGUUUAUACAGGAAUACGUAUUUUUUGACGAAGAGGAUGAUGAACAUGAUGAACAUUCGAAGAUUGAAGAAUUACAUAAAAGGAGAAACUUUUUAGCCGGUUAUUGCAAGUUAAUUGUAUAUAACAUGAUACCCACAAAAGCAGCAGCAGACGUCUUUAAACAUUACGUAAAAUACUACAAUGACUAUGGUGAUAUUAUUAAAACCACAUUAGGAAAAGCCAGAGAUAUUAAUAAAACAAAUUGUGCUUUGACUAUGCAACAUAGCUUAAAUAUUUUAUAUAAUGAAAUAGUAGCAGAGAAGGGCAAAGUUAAUAGAAAUAGUGAAGAAUUUACUGCAAUAAAGGAACUUGCAAAACGAUUUGCUUUAUCAUUUGGCUUAGAUGCGGUAAAAAAUCGUGAGGCAAUUACUGCUUUGCAUCGAGCAGGUGUUCUUUUUGCGAUUACACCACCAGACGGCAUUGAACAAGAUCCCACUGGUCCACCACCUAAUUUAUCUUUCCUUGAAAUUUUAUCUGAAUUCACAAAUAAGCUUCUUAAGCAAGAUAAACGAGUGGUAUUAAAUUUCCUUGACAGAAGAUUACAAGCUGGAAUGCCGUCCUCACGGGGUGAGGAUUGGCAACCUUUACUUUUAUACAGGAACAGCUUAUUACAUGGCGAAACAGAUCAGGUCCCAGUAACGAGUAAACGUGCAUAUACAAGACGAAAGAAGGAUCAUUUAGCCGAAGGUUCUGAUCAUGAGUUUUCUGGUAAACACAAGAAGAAACGUGGUCCAAGGAAACAUCAAUUAGCUGUUAAUAAAAUAUCCAUAACUCGUGGAUCUAGGGCAGCUGGAUUUUAUGAAAAUAACGACACUACACAAAUGCAGAUAUCUCCAACAACAAUUAUUGAAGAUGCAUCAACCAGUCCUUCUCAAGAUAUAGAUAAUAAACUUAAAACAUUGCAAAUUCAGUCAAGAUCUCGAAGAAACCAAGAUAACAUAGAACCAAGAGAAUUAAGAAGAACUUCUAGAAAUUCUGGACGUUAUGUAGAAGGUCAAUACAUGGAGUCUGAUUCUGAAUAA
Eufriesea mexicana is the source of this 3961-nucleotide messenger RNA. It is a transcript of the gene SA1, whose product is annotated as stromal antigen. Gene Ontology annotation, cellular component: chromatin; nucleus; cohesin complex. The transcript is spliced from 20 exons. The record is from RefSeq and is a predicted model, not a curated record. Gene Ontology annotation, molecular function: chromatin binding. Lineage: Eukaryota; Metazoa; Arthropoda; Insecta; Hymenoptera; Apidae. Gene Ontology annotation, biological process: sister chromatid cohesion.